CCUGUAUUCUGGCAUUCAUGUCCAUGGGGUCAGAGCGGGUGGAGAUGCGUAAGAGACAGAUGCAGAUUCACCAGGAAGCAGCUGCCAGUGUCCUCCAAGCACGCCACAGGAUGGGCAACACCCCCACUAACGCCUCAAACGCUUGCUGUUUCUGCUGGUGCUGCUGCUGUAGCUGCUCCUGCUUGACUGUCAGGGGUGAAGAUGAGACAAUUCAGAGGACAACUUUUGAAAGGAGGACAGAGGGAGCCACUAAUUGCGAGGAGAGCCCCAAACCAACCCUGGAAGACGCACGCUCCUGGUCCACGUCAUUUGAGAAGCUGAUGAAAAGUGCGGCCGGGCGAGGCUGCUUCAGGCAGUUCCUGCGGACGGAGUUCAGUGAGGAGAACAUGAUGUUCUGGCUGGCCUGUGAGGAGCUCAAGAAGGAGACCAACAAGACGGUGGUGGAGGAGAAAGUUCGCCAAAUUUACGAGGACUUCAUCUCUAUCCUUUCUCCAAAAGAGGUGAGUUUGGACUCGCGCGUUCGAGAUGUGAUAAACCGCAACAUGCUGGAGCCGACCUCACACACGUUUGACGAUGCUCAGCAGCAGAUCUACACGCUGAUGCAGAGAGACUCAUACCCCCGCUUCAUGAACUCAACGGCGUACACAGAUCUGGUGAAGAGUCUGGAGGAGCCUCCCCCGGAGCCAUAGACUCCCCACUGCCACCACACUUAGCUUUUAAAAUGGCGCAUGCGUCCCGCCUGAAGAAAUUUCGUGCUCCUGUUGUUGAGUCCAGCUAUUGACAGGACAACAGGAAAAUGAACAGUGCAUCAAAAAACAGUCUUUCUCAAGAUGUAAUUACUGUUUAUUUACCCAUUAUUAUUAUCUUACCAAAACCCUUGGAGCAAACAAGAACAAAUGCUAGACCCAGCAUCAGUUACUUGCUCAAAAAACAUAUCUAUAUUUUUAUAUAUUCCCUAGCGCUUGACAUUGCACUUUUCUACCUUGUUUUAUGAGAGAAAGCAUGUAUCUGUGAACACUGCAUUUGUGUUUAGGUAUGUUGUCAGCCUUAAUGCAUAUCGAGUUCUUGUAGAAACUAGUGUUUCAUUCAAUGAUAACUUAAGAGGAAGGAAAGUGCCUUGGAAUAAGAUCUUUUACACUAGCACCUUGGGUUUGAUCUGAACGGUGCAACAACAACUUAUGUUGGUGCUUUCAGCUCUUCUCAACGGUGAGUUCCUUUUUACAACUGAUGAGCUGUUACCUGAAAAUAGAUCUUGCCUGUGUGUUUAAAUACUGUGAUAUUAGUCGUUAUAUU
Molecule: messenger RNA, 1293 nt
Organism: Myripristis murdjan (pinecone soldierfish)
Lineage: Eukaryota; Metazoa; Chordata; Actinopteri; Holocentriformes; Holocentridae
Product: regulator of G-protein signaling 20-like
Exons: 5
Coding region: 18-689 (223 amino acids)
Source: RefSeq, a predicted model, not a curated record